AUGAUGCGGAUUGCAGUCGCCGGCGGAAGAGGCUUCGGAUUCCUGCUGGCGACGGAACUAGCACAGGCGGCGAAUGCCUACAACGUCGUCGUUCUAUCAAGAUCUGCAAGACCCGAAUUCGAUCAAUUUGACGUCCAAGUUCACGUCGUGGACUAUCACGACCACGGCAGCCUUGGCUAUGCGCUCCAGGGGGUCGACCUGGUCAUAUCAACCAUCUCGGGCGCCGAGCAGCUGAACCUCAUCGAUGCCUCUGGGCGCGGGCGCGUCCGCAUGUUUGUGCCCUCGGAGUUCGAAGGGUCGCUCAGCCGCCGACAGUCACGCAACGGCAACGAUCCCCUGGAUCGCGGGUCAUCGCAGGCUCUCGCCUUGCUGAAGCAGUGGUCCGAAUCAUCACGAAUGAAAUACACCGUCUUCUCGUGCGGCCUCUUCAUGGAGCGGUUUCACCCCUACGGGCUCGCCAAUACGUUCAACAUCGGCCACGGCUCUGGCGUUGGCGGCGCUGGCGAAUUCCUCGUCAACUUUAGCACGGCCACGGCCGAGUACGCAGAGCGAGACUCCAAGGGGCAUUCAGUACGUGUCUGCCUGACAUCGGUGUACGACGUGGUGCGAUACGUCGUGGCAGCCGUCGACCUGGGACCCUCACAUUGGCCCCAGGAGUUUACUAUGUGCGGGGACCGGAUGACAGUCCGAGACCUCAUCAACGCUUGCAGCACCGCCUCCAAUGCGGUGUUUACGCGGCACGUACGGCAGUACGCGGAGCUGGAGACGUACCUCAGCUACUCUGCUCAGCUGUGCGACUAUGACAAGGUGGCAUACUAUCAGAGGCUCGUUGCGACGGCCAACGGGCGAUACGAUUUUUCGCAGGCGACGCUGAAUGAAGCCGUCAACGGGAGCAGCAGCGUCAACGUACAGCCAGUCACAUUUGGCGCCUGGUUAGCAAGCAUAUGGACUCAAGCAUUUUGA
Messenger RNA from Trichoderma breve, 963 nucleotides. Its product is annotated as nmrA-like family domain-containing protein. The coding region runs from base 1 to 963 and encodes 320 amino acids. NCBI's taxonomy places the organism in Eukaryota, Fungi, Ascomycota, Sordariomycetes, Hypocreales, Hypocreaceae. The transcript has 3 exons. The record is from RefSeq and is a predicted model, not a curated record.